AUGAAGGUGAAAAUUGUGGAAUGGCAUGGAUUCUCGACAUGGCACUGGAAAUUAGCUGCUGAUGGCGAUGCCAAUUCCAGCGCCUAUGUAGAUGAGUUAUGUGGAAUUUGCCGGGUAGCUUUUGAUGGUACCUGUCCCAAUUGUAAGUAUCCAGGAGAUGAUUGUCCCAUAGUGUUGGGCUCGGGUUGUACUCAUAACUUUCAUUUGCAUUGUAUUGUUAAAUGGCUAGAACAGGACACAUCCAAGGGGUUGUGCCCCAUGUGUAGACAGAUAUUUACAUACAAAGAGAGCUAUCCUGACAUGACGGAGGAGUUGGCCAACUUGAAGACUUUAAUAGAUGGCCAUAGGGUGAUGAGAGAAAGGUAUACUGAAGAUAACCAGGAGUUUGAGGCGUUUGAAGAAGAGACCUGAAAUGAGGCGAUUAUGAAUUUGGUAUGUAUUGCUAUUGCUACCAUGUCUGCGUUAUUGGGCUACACGUCUACCUAACAUGACUGAGUCUGAGUCUAAGAGAUUUGAAACUUAGACUACCAUGAGAUAGAGAGUUGGAUUCAUACAACAGAGAGCGUCUAUUUGCCGUUGAUUUCCGAAGAGUCCUAAAGAACCGAAAAGAGUACUAUGAUUGUAUCUACAUUAUCUGCAUUCUGUAUUUAUUCGACUUCCAUACGACUUCUAUUGGUUCUUCACGUUUCCAAUUCUCGCUUUGAUCGGAUGAAUUUCUUCAUACAGAAUUUGCUACAGAGUUUAUCAAAUAGAAGUUCGCGUUUUUUAGAAAU
Molecule: messenger RNA, 773 nt
Organism: Scheffersomyces stipitis CBS 6054
Lineage: Eukaryota; Fungi; Ascomycota; Pichiomycetes; Serinales; Debaryomycetaceae
Gene: APC11
Product: anaphase promoting complex subunit 11
Exons: 1
Coding region: 1-411 (136 amino acids)
Biological process (GO): positive regulation of mitotic metaphase/anaphase transition; protein ubiquitination; anaphase-promoting complex-dependent catabolic process
Cellular component (GO): nucleus; anaphase-promoting complex
Molecular function (GO): ubiquitin protein ligase activity; zinc ion binding; cullin family protein binding
Source: RefSeq, a predicted model, not a curated record